AUGGGCUUAACGCUGCUCAGGUUUCUACUUGCUGCGUCAUUGGUCUAUGGGUCAAGCUCGUUUGAGUUGUUGGAUAAGAGGUCGUUGAUUGCUAAAAAGCCGGAGUCUGGAAUUGAAAUUAUGAGUGAUAAUAUCUCUGGUAUGGAUCAAAAUAAAAUGGAGAGCAAAAGAUUCGAACCGUUCUCGAAUGGAAAUCGAAGCAACAAGCGAUUUGACACUGGAUUCAUGCGCAACUACUGGAUUCAAUUGGACCAGAACAAGCGCAACACCAUCGAUCCGCAAGCGUUCCAAAUUGGUUUUGGGAAACGAUAA
Messenger RNA from Caenorhabditis bovis, 312 nucleotides. The record is from the annotation of a GenBank genome assembly. Lineage: Eukaryota; Metazoa; Nematoda; Chromadorea; Rhabditida; Rhabditidae.